Molecule: messenger RNA, 5398 nt
Organism: Salmo salar (Atlantic salmon)
Lineage: Eukaryota; Metazoa; Chordata; Actinopteri; Salmoniformes; Salmonidae
Product: E3 ubiquitin-protein ligase TRIM32
Molecular function (GO): protein binding; zinc ion binding
Source: RefSeq, a predicted model, not a curated record
ACCAAUGAAAAUAGAGGUGGGUGGGGAAUAAGUAUUUGCUGGCGUUACGUCAACACCGCAGGCUCGCAGCAGCAGACCUACAAACCCCUGUGCCUUGACAGAUCUGACAUUGCAAGGUGUGAACACGAUGGCGGCAGCUUCGCCAGCUCUGGACCCGGACCUGCUCCGGGAGGUCCUGGAGUGCCCCAUCUGCCUGGAGACUUACAACCGGGAGCAGCUGAGGCCCAAGCUCCUGCAGUGUGGCCACACAGUGUGCAGACAGUGUCUGGAGAAGCUGCUGGCUAGCACCAUCAACGGCGUGCGCUGUCCCUUCUGCAGCAGGGUCUCCCGCAUGAGCAGCAUCUCCCAGCUGGCUGACAACCUCACUGUGCUCAAGAUCCUGGACUGGGUCAGCUCCUGCACCACCACCCUCAUGUGCAAGUCCUGCCACAUCCGCCUACCCCGACAGUACUGCCUUGACUGCGGCAUCGUGCUCUGUGACCUCUGCAAGAGUGAGGGCCAUCAGCAGCAGGGCCAUGCCGUCCAGCCCAUCCGGGUGGCCGCUGAGCAGCGCCGGAAGGACCUGGGCGGUAAACUGGCGUCCCUCCACGAAGCCAUGGGCCACAUCCAGCAGAAAAAAGUGACCAUUGACAGUGUGACAAAGAACAUGCGGGUGAAGUCCCGGGCAGUGCAGCAGGAGUAUGCCCGGGCUGAGCUGCGUCUGCAGGAGGAGCUGGGGCACCAGCGGCGGACCUUCGCUGCCUCCAUGGCCAAGGUGGAAAAGCUGAAUGGGCACAUCCUUGAGGAGCAGACGUACCUGCUGAACCUGGCCGAAGUGCAGGUGGUGUCCCGAUGCGACUACCUCACCAUGCGGGUGAAGCAGAGCGACAUCACCCUGCUGGAGGAGGACGGAGGGGGAAACGAUGAGGAGGAGCUAGACCUGAGGAGCUGCCUGGACCUGCCUACGCUACUCAAGCUCCAGGACCCUGAGCUGUUGACGAUGGAGCAUCCCGAGGCCCUGGAUGUGGCCCACCUCACCACCAAGCCCUGCACCGUCAACACUGAUGAGGGGCUGCUGGAGUUUAGAGCCGGGGUUGGGGUUGAUGCCAUGUGCGGGACUGUGGGGAUUGCAGGGGCCCCGCUGGACCUGUAUAGAGACAUUGAUAUGUUAAUGUCUGUAGAAAAGGCUGUGUGUGCCUCCCCGGGCAACUUUAAGUCCAUGGAUGAAGGGGGGGCCUCCUCGCCCGGUGCAGAGGCCAGGGCCAGCUCUGGGCCACAGCACUGCCAGUUUGUAAAGAAGAUGGGUUGCAAGGGCAACCUGCCGGGGAUGUUCAACCUACCGGUUAGCAUCUGCGUCACCCCGCAGGGCGAAGUCCUGGUGGCCGACCGGGGGAACUACCGCAUCCAGAUCUUCAACCGCAAAGGCUUCCAGAGGGAGAUCCGUCGCAAUCCCAGCAGCAUCGACAACUUUGUCCUGAGCUUCCUGGGCGCUGACCUGCCCAACCUCAUCCCGCUGUCCAUCGCCAUCACUCCUCAGGGCCUUAUUGGGGUCACUGACAACUACGACAACUCAGUCAAGGUGUACACCAUUGACGGCCACUGCGUGGCCUGCCACAAGAACCAGCUAAUAAAGCCCUGGGGCAUUGCAGCCAUGCCCACGGGUCAGUUCGUGGUCUCGGACGUGGAGGGCGGCAAGCUCUGGUGCCUGGCCGUAGACCGCAACGUGGGCGUAGUCAACUACAACCGUCUGUGCUCGGCAGUGCGGCCCAAGUUUGUGACGUGUGACUCAUCGGGCACCAUCUACUUCACCCAAGGAUUGGGCCUGAACAUUGAGAACCGCCAUAAUGAGCACCACCUGGAGGGGGGCUUCUCCAUCUGCUCGGUGGGGACAGAUGGCCAGCUGGGCAAGCAUCUCAGCCACUUCUUCUCGGAGACAGAGGACUUCCGUUGCAUCACGGGAAUGUGCGUGGAUGCCAACGGGGACCUGCUGGUGACGGACAGUGGCAGGAAGGAGAUCCUGCAGUUCCCCAAAGAGGGCGGCUUUAACGUGCUCAUCCAGGAGGGACUGACAUGCCCUGUGGGCGUGGCCGUCACUGAGAAAGGACAGCUGAUGGUGCUGGACUGCUGGGACCACUGUGUGAAAGUCUACUCGUACCUACAGAGGAGACGCUUCUCCACCUGCUAGGUGCUAAGAAACUACAAAUCCAAUUGUGUGUGUGUCACUUUAGUGUAAAAGGCUGCAUUCCAAACAACUUUUGCUCCUCCAUGAUCUGACUUCUAGUCAGUGCUUAGCAGGUCAUAUAAUGAGUCACUGAUCCCCAGUCAGUCGGUGGGACUGGCUAGGAGCACACUGGAACCAAGCCGGUGUCUAUCUACAAUUCGAGCUGCCUCUUUGAUUUGAUGGAUCACAGCACUAAAGACGACAAUAAGUGUUGUCACAUUGGGGUGGAGGGAAACUGGUAUGUCAAUCAACGCACAACAUUUUUUAUAUUUUAACUGCUGUAAUGUACAAAAUAUUAGGGCCGGGUUGAUACCUGUAUUGCGAUACUCGUUAGUAUAGUAGCAAGGACACAAAACACGAAGCAAAUUUAACUUCUUUGGGAAAACGGCCCUAAUGUUGGAAACAAACAUCAUUAUGUUGUCAUCGAGUCACAUUUAUUCUUUUCCAAUCUAUAGAACACUAUUGUACAUACAGCAGGUUUUUAAAGGACCAAAGAGUUUGGUCUGCAUAGUUUUUUUUGCCAUUUAAUAUUUUUUUUUUUAUACUGGUAUCGUCACAGCCAUACAAAAUGAUAUUUCUGACAAUUACUAAGCCUAAUGGCAUGGCAAGAAAAUGUAUUGCAAAAAAAGAAUUGCGCUUACAGCCUUUUAUCAAUUUAGAAGGCAUGUCUAAUCAAACCUCUAACUUAAAUCUAUAGGGAUGGGAUCAUGGACUUGAUCGUUAUAACCCAGCCAUCCAAUAAAAAGUAUUGUGUUGGAGCUCUUCGGGGUACAUCUUCAACGUGCAAAUGAGUGAAGUUGCCUGUAGACACACAGCUCUAGGAUCAGCUUACCCUCCCUCAAGGCUAACUUUAACAUUUAGUGUAUGCACAGUUUAUUCUAAAAUAGGUAGAACUAGGCAUCUAUUUCCUAUUAUAUUUUUUCAUUUCCAUGAUUGUUGCAGAAUACAUUCCUCACCUUUUCUGACUGAUGGUUUCCUACUCGCGAAGUAGCCUGUCGCCUACGUCUGAUCUCUUAUUUAAUUGGACCCAUUUCGCAGUAGUAAAUAGAUAUGCUAUUUCAAGUAUUUUGCUCUAUGCGAUCCGGAGCGUAGUUUAACGCUAGAACGGAUGUUUCACCUUUUCCAUUUACGUCUUUGUCAAAUGUCUCGCGUAAACAAUAUUUAAUUUAUAAACAUAUUUUCAUAGCCAUUGCUGAAAAAUUCCUCCACUUUUUUUUUUUUCUGGCCAUGAUGGGUUCGUAUUCCCGAAGUAGCUUUAGCCUACAACAAAUUACCAUGCGCAUCUCUCGUUUUAAUUGGGCCUAUUAGAUAGGCUUUUAUUUAAAAGUAUUUUGCUUUAUGCAUCCGAAAGGUAGCGCGGUUUAGAAUAUACAGUAUAAUUUAACAGAAACAGUUGAUCUUUUUCAUUGAAGUGUGUAGGCUACCACUGUAAGUAGGCCUACUGUAGUUUUAUAUUUUUACUCAAUGUUUUUAGAAUUCGCGGGUAGUGCAGCAUAAUUAAGUUCUGCAAAAAGUAAACAAAGUAUUAUUGAAUUGAAACGAUCUACAGGUUUAUAACAAUUUCCCAUGAUUUCUUUCUUUCAGAUACAGAAAAUGUCACUGUAAAAGUUUAAAACAUCCCGCCAACACCUCCAGAGACAUUUGGUCAAGUUCGUCAUUGCUAUUUCCUUUAGAAACUUCCAUACGUAUAUACAAUUUGUUCAGUGAUUGUGUUUUUUCAUUUCUUGUACUCUCAUGAGACAUUUGAAACCAUAUUUGUCGACUCACCAAAGGAUUUCAAUUCAGGAUAUGUCAGGCAGCAUGCUAACCUUGUCACUGCAAUAGUCUGUCACUACAAAAUUAUUUCUGAAAUUAUCAUUACAGAUAUUCCAAACUUAACUAUUACAAUAUUAAAAUGCUAGAAAAAUCAAGUGUCCUUGUUUCAAUGUGAUGAAUAACAAGACUGUUGCUGUCUGUUUUUAAUGGUAAUUUUUUUAUUGUUCACUCAACUUAACUGGAGAAGAGAUGCAUUUAUUUUAGGGCUGUGAAACAAAUAAAUAUUUUUAAAUAAGGUUAAUUGCAGGAUUUUCUUGGAUUAAUCGCAAACAUUUGAAAUUGCUCAAAUUGAGCUGUAAUUUAAGAUGUUUUAUACCAAAAGCAUUACAAGAAUAUCAAUAUCUUGAUUUUGUCCAAAGUAACGGUAAGCAAAAUCUGGUAAAUUAAUAAAGCGCACUUUCUUUAACCUCAAUGUCAAGUUGUUUUGACAUCACAUUGUUGUUUUUAGCUCUAUAGAUUAUUUGGGAUAUUUUCAGUGAAUUUUAAACGCUUUCAAACAAUGCGAAUAAUCACGCAAAAAAUAAGUGCACUUUUUGUAAUUUAACUUGAGUUAAAGGCCCAAUGUAGACAUUUUCAUAUCAAUAUAUCAAAUAAGGACCUUACUGUAAGAUUUACAUUAAAAUGGGCAAAAUAACCUUUUUAUUUUGGGGGGAACUCACUAUUAUUGGUCAAUUUAUGGGAUGGUGAAGUCACAAUGGAAAGCACACACAUAGAGAAUGAUAGAGGCCUCUAGUGGCCAGAAUUCGGUUUUAGCACAGGCAGCGCCAUUGAGGACUUCCACCAUUUUAAUAUAGUCAACUGGGUGAGACUUCCAACUUCAUUGGCUGAUCCCUCCUUGUGACCCUGUUGGAGACUACUUUAAAAUGGAGAUAGUAUGGGCAGUGCCACUGAGGCUGUCACCGAUGCCAUAAUGGUACGGAUACAAUGAGGCCUCUAUGGCCAAAACUCCCGCCAGGACCUUCUAAUCUGCUGAUUAUAAGGUCCUGUGUAUAUUGUAUUUUCAGCAAGAAAGUAUCAGGUAAUAACUCAGCUGUUGUACAAUAUGAUACAAAAAUAAAUGAAUUUUGACUCCGCUGGGCCUUUAACUGAUUAACUCGGACAGCCUUCAUUUCUUUAGACCUACAUGUAAUUGCCUAUUUCCUCCUGAGUUUGUGUUUUUUUUUUAAAUUUUUUUUUAUAAAUACUACUGGGUCUUCUUGAGUGUUCUGUUUCUGUAUGCAUGUGUUGAACCAACCCAUGUGUCUUUCAGAAGUUUCGCCUUUGGUGGAGGCAGUGACUUUACAGUGUGUUACUAUUGUAUCAGAUGAGUUUCUGUGUAACACGAGGCUCAAUUUCAUGUUUGUAAUGUUAUCUAUUUAGUGCAAUAAACCCAACAUGAAUGAA